Molecule: messenger RNA, 2080 nt
Organism: Helianthus annuus (common sunflower)
Lineage: Eukaryota; Viridiplantae; Streptophyta; Magnoliopsida; Asterales; Asteraceae
Exons: 7
Coding region: 795-2003 (402 amino acids)
Source: RefSeq, a predicted model, not a curated record
GAUAGAAUAAGGGUAUGUUUCAAUCAGUCGACGAUCUAUCUUCCCGCUCGGUUAAUCUCGAUAGAACUAAUUGAGUGUUUUUGUAUUCUUUGUUAUUUGUUAAAUUUUUACUUGUGUGAGUUGGACAAAACCACAGGGAUGGAAACUGCACUUUAUUUUGAUAAUUAGCACCCCCGUCGUCACUUUCCUUUUUUGUUCUACGACGCUCGAUACUCGCUCCAUGUUGGUUCGAAAAAUGCUCGAAUUGAAAGACGCUCGCUCGACUUUGGCUCGAUUGAAAAACGCUUGGUUCAGUUUAUAAACGAAUCAAGCACGAGCAAAGGUCGGAUCAGUUCGGCUCGGCUCAUGAACAGCCCUACCCUACUUCCUCUUUGAAUAUAGGUAUUGAUCAUGUUGACGUUUGAUCGAUUAAAAACAGAAUUUUCGUAAAAUGGGAAAUACAUAUAGCAAGACGCAAGUUGCCAAGUUGGUCACGUAGAAAAAAGAUUGGAUCAGUUACAAUAAAUGAAAAUAAUAUUAGCUGAUUUAUAGUUAUUUUUUACCUAUAGAAUUUUAAUGUUCACCUACCAUAUCUAUUACUUAUAUUAAAACAAAACAAUUUUGGCCACUUGGCAUUUGCUUAAACCUCUUUUUGCCACCUGUCAACUAAAUAUUACACACAAUUCUUCUUUGGGCGGCAAUCCAUCGAUUCACUUCCCAAUUUUCUCUAUGAUUGUACCGCCUUUCCAAUUGAUUGUAACGCUUAGAAAGAGAAUUCAACUUUCCAUAUUUUUGUUCGAAUCAUCUUCCAAAAUAUGUUUGAAUUCCCAUGUUUAAUUAUCUUUGAUCGCAGAAGCCGUAAAUCUAUAAAACCAGAUGACUUCUGGUGUGUCUUCUCAUCGAUUCUUAGGGCAAACGAUUUGUCAAUCAUAUCUGUUUGUUCACAAGGAUUUGGCAUUCAAACGAUCUGUCAACACUUAUUGAAGGUAUUUCGUAUGGCUGAAAGUUCAUCAAGUUUCAGACUACCCAGUUUUUGUAGGCACAUGAAUAAAGCAGACGAAUUUAUUAUGUGUAUUCCAGAUGACGCUGCGUGCACACUAUGGGGUGUAUAUAAAUGUCCUACGAAUGUUGAUAUAAUCACAGAAGAUGGCCGACAAUUUAAUGUUGGAUUAAGCGCCUCUAAAGGAAAGAUAUUCUUUUUUCAUGGUUGGUCUAAAGUUGUAGACCAUUUACGACUAACCAUUGGGUGUUUGGUUCUAUUUAAUCCUAUAGAUUAUGCUACGUUUAAGUUAACUUCUUUCCUUGAUGGGGUUAGUCAUACCACUUUUUGGACGUAUCUGCUCCCUCCAUCAUCUCAAUUUUAUGUUAUUCCAGAAUGUAUCCUGCCAAAACACUAUGAUUAUUCGUCAAAUGAUGUAAUAUCUACUGUUAUUACAGACAACAACACGUUUAACGUUCUCAUUAAAACAUUUGACGGAAAAGUAGGUUUUUCCGUUGGUAUUGACGUAAUUGUUAGUCAAUUACAGUUGAAUGAUGGUUGUUUUAUGUUUUUUACAAAAUCUUUUGGUAAUUUUUUCCAUUUAAAAGUUUUUGGGAAAAACGGGGUUGAAAUGAAAUAUUCAGACGUAGAGGUCGAUGAGGCUGAGGUUGCACCUCUUGAUGUUGAAAAUGAAAAUGAUGAAGAAAUAAAUGGCGGUGUAAAAAAGUUUGUUCGUAUGGCUGGUGAAGAUCAUUUUAGGAUUCCUGAUCCUGUUUCACGCAUGGCUAGACUUCAUGAAGGUUUAAAAGAUUUGACCGUUAGAUUUUCGCAUCUGGAUCCGCCAUUGCAGAUUACCAACGGUACCAGACGUGAAAGACGUGAAAGAAAAGGCAAGACUGGUUUUCGAUAUGCUUUGACCUCUUGGAAGAAGUUCAUGAAAGCCGCUAGGAUUAAGGUCCGUGACCAGGUUCACUUUUCCUUUAAUGAAAAUGAUCAGGUUUUGACUGUUGAGAGGGUUGUACCUUACGUUAGGCGUACCAAUUAGUUAUAAGACAAAUACGGCAUGUUUUUUGCCUUUGAAUUGUUUUUCGUUUUAACAUUGGUGUUGAUUUUGAAUUUCAA